AUGGUUUUAGCGGAGCUGGGCGGGCAGAUUGCCAGCGCCUUACAGAAGAUGAGCAAUGUGACGAUUAUCGACGAGAAGGCUCUGAAUGAAUGUUUGAAAGAGAUCACUCGCGCUCUUCUCCACUCCGAUGUUUCUUUCCCUCUUGUGAGGGAGAUGCAGAACAACAUCAAGAAGAUCGUUAACCUCGACGAGCUAGCAGCUGGUCACAACAAGCGACGGAUCAUCGAACAGGCCAUCUUUAGUGAACUGUGUAAGAUGUUGGAUCCUGGGAAGCCUGCAUUUGCACCCAAAAAGGCUAAACCUAGUGUAGUUAUGUUCGUCGGGUUACAAGGUGCUGGUAAGACCACAACGUGUACCAAGUACGCUUAUUAUCAUCAGAAGAAAGGCUACAAACCAGCUCUAGUCUGUGCCGAUACUUUCAGGGCUGGUGCUUUCGAUCAGCUCAAACAGAAUGCCACUAAGGCUAGAAUCCCCUUUUAUGGAAGCUACACGGAAUCCGAUCCUGUGAAAAUUGCUGUUGAGGGAGUUGAUACGUUUAAGAAAGAAAACUGUGAUCUUAUUAUUGUUGACACCAGUGGACGCCAUAAACAAGAAGCUACUCUCUUUGAAGAAAUGCGUCAAGUUGCUGAAGCAACGAAACCGGAUCUGGUUAUAUUUGUCAUGGACAGCAGUAUUGGUCAAGCUGCAUUUGACCAAGCUCAAGCAUUUAAGCAAAGUGUUGCUGUGGGAGCUGUGAUUAUCACUAAGAUGGACGGUCAUGCCAAGGGUGGUGGUGCUCUUAGCGCUGUUGCAGCUACAAAGAGUCCUGUGAUAUUCAUCGGAACAGGAGAGCAUAUGGAUGAGUUUGAAGUGUUUGACGUCAAACCAUUUGUCAGCCGUCUCUUAGGAAUGGGUGAUUGGUCUGGAUUCGUGGAUAAAUUACAAGACGUGGUACCUAAAGAUCAACAGCCCGAACUUCUGGAAAAGCUCUCUCAGGGUACCUUCACAUUGAGAAUUAUGUACGACCAGUUCCAGAACAUACUGAACAUGGGUCCACUGAAGGAGGUUUUCUCGAUGCUGCCUGGAGGUGCUGCUGAAAUGAUGCCGAAAGGACAUGAGAAAGAAAGCCAAGCGAAGGUAAAGCGAUACAUGACGAUGAUGGAUUCUAUGACAAACGAAGAACUGGACAGCUCGAACCCGAAGGUUUUUAACGAGUCAAGGAUGAUGAGGAUAGCGAGAGGGUCAGGGAGGCUUGUAAGAGAAGUGAUGGAGAUGUUGGAAGAGUACAAGAGGCUAGCAAAGAUAUGGAGCAAAAUGAAAGGGCUCAAGAUCCCAAAGAGUGGAGACAUGAGCGCACUCUCGAGAAACAUGAACGCUCAGCACAUGAGCAAAGUCCUCCCUCCUCAUAUGCUCGAUCAGAUUGGUGGCAUGGACGGUCUAAAGAGUCUCAUGAAACAGAUGGGUUCGAGCAAGGACAUGAUGGGAAUGUUCGGCGGCAAAAAGAAGUAGUUUCUUUCUCACCCAAAAGAAACAACAGGUUGCUCGUUUGUCAUUAUUAGUUUCUUUUGUUUUUUUUGUAAUCAAAUUAUUUUAUACCAAAAGAGUUUGGUGGAACAAAACUGUUUUCAGCUUUGAACAAAUCCCUUCGAAUCAACAAUAAUACAAUAAGGAAAAACAAUAAAAG
Eruca vesicaria subsp. sativa (arugula) is the source of this 1663-nucleotide messenger RNA. NCBI's taxonomy places the organism in Eukaryota, Viridiplantae, Streptophyta, Magnoliopsida, Brassicales, Brassicaceae. The record is from the annotation of a GenBank genome assembly.